AUGACCUUUGACAACCGCGGCGGCCUUCCCCCCGCAACUGAUACCCAAUCCCCCGCGUAUGACCUGCAUCCCGCUGUUGAUUCGACUCAAAUCUCGUCUCGCCUCCGCGCUCCCGGUCCCACUAACCACCGCCGCAACCUCCGCAAGUCCCUCAGUCUUUACCCCGCCACUCCAACCUCGGACGGGCGGCAACUUUUGAGGCGCCUCAAAAGUGACAACCCUCACACUCCAAGUUACCCCGCCACUCCAACUUCUGACGGGCGGCGAACUCCGUCCCGCGUGCGCUUCAACGAUGAGGUGGACGUUCUGAUGUUUGCUGACGUGGCAGCCGCUGCUGCCGCUGCUGCUGCUGACCUGGCAACCGCACCUCGUGACUUGGCAACAGCGGGUUCUAACCGUUAUAAGAACAACCAUGGGCGCGCAGCAGCGGGUGAUUAUAACGAGAUUUUGCACGGGUAUGGAAGCAACUCGGAAGGAGAGGAAGGAGAGGAGGGGGAGAUCGUAGAGGAGGAGAGGGAGCUGCUCUCAAGUGUUUCUCUCCCUCCCCUCAGCUUCUCCCUGCUGCUGGCUCUUGAGGAAACCAGCACUGCCGUCUCUUCACCCACCAGGUUUCCCCGCAGCAAGAGUCAGAACUAG
This is a messenger RNA of Closterium sp. Naga37s-1, 636 nucleotides long. NCBI's taxonomy places the organism in Eukaryota, Viridiplantae, Streptophyta, Zygnematophyceae, Desmidiales, Closteriaceae. The record is from the annotation of a GenBank genome assembly.